AGAACUUGACCCUGUAGUGGCAGCAAUCAAGGAUGGAGAUGAAAAAGCAGUAUGCAACAUGAUGAAAUCAGGAAAAAACCUUUCUGAACCUAAUAAGGAUGGCUGGAUACCCCUCCAUGAAGCUGCAUACUAUGGCCAAGUGGGUUGCCUGAGUCUGUUGCAAAAAGCGUACCCUGGCACAAUUGACCAGCGUACCCUCAAUGAGGAGACAGCUCUCUACCUGGCCACCAGCCGGGGCAACCUGGACUGCCUGCUCACCUUGCUGCAGGCUGGGGCCGAGCCCGACAUCUCCAACAAGGCCAGAGAAACACCACUCUACAAAGCUUGUGAGCGCAAGAAUGCAGAGGCUGCAAGACUCCUGGUUCAGUACAAUGCUGAUACCAACCACCGUUGCAAUCGAGGAUGGACUGCUCUCCAUGAGGCUGUCUCCCGAAAUGACCUGGAGAUUAUUGAUAUCCUUGUGAAAGGAGGUGCCAAAAUUGAGUCUGCAAACGCCUAUGGGAUCACUUCUUUAUUUGUGGCAGCUGAGAGUGGGCAGUUGGAAGCUUUGAGAUACCUCGCAAAAUGUGGUGCUGAUAUAAAUACUCAAGCCAGUGAUAAUGCCUCUGCUCUUUAUGAAGCCUGUAAAAAUGGACACGUAGCUGUUGUGGAGUUUCUUUUGUCCCAAGGUGCAGAUGCUAACAAAGCCAAUAAGGAUGGUCUGUUACCUCUUCACAUAGCAGCCAAAAAAGGGAUUUGCGAGAUUGUCUCCAUGCUGAUCCCUGUGACCAGCCGCACCCGCGUCAAGCGUAGUGGCAUCAGCCCCCUGCACCUAGCAGCCGAACGCAACAAUGAUGACAUCUUGGAAGAGCUGAUUGAUGCUGGCUACGAAGUCAACACCACCCUCUCCAAUGAACGGUCCUGCCUUUAUGAGGACAGACGCACCACCCCCCUCUAUUUUGCUGUUUUUAACAACAAUAUCUAUGCCACAGAGCUCCUGCUGCAAGCUGGAGCCAAUCCCAAUGUUGACCUCAUCAACCCAUUACUCAUCUCCAUCCGCCAUGGCUGCCUGAAGACCAUGAAACUGCUCCUUGACCAUGGAGCAAACAUUGAUGCCUAUAUAUCAAGCCAUCCCACCGCAUUUCCAGCUACUAUCAUGUUUUCGAUGAAGUACCUUUCCUUGCUGAAGUAUCUCCUGGAUCUGGGCUGUGAUGCAGUUUCCUGUUUUCACUGUCCAUACGGAAACAGCCCACACCCUGCAUUAAAUUACAGUCGAGACAGACUUAAUGAUCCUCAGCUGUCCAAGGAGCCAACCGUAGUACAGUUUUGUGAAAUGGUGUCCGCUCCAGAGAUUAGUCGCUGGGCCGGGCCAAUCAUCGAUGUUCUCCUGGAUUAUGUGGGUAAUGUGCAGCUCUGUUCCCGGCUCAAGGAGCAUAUCGACAGCUAUGAGGACUGGGCUGUCAUUAAAGAAAAAGCAGAGCCCCCACGAUCUCUUUCCCAUCUUUGCCGCAUCAAGGUACGAAGCCUGGUUGGAAGAAACCGCAUUAAACUUCUUGACACCUUACCUCUCCCAGACAGACUGAUUCGAUACUUACAACAUGAUUACACACAGUGA
Messenger RNA from Cariama cristata (Red-legged seriema), 1594 nucleotides. RefSeq names its product ankyrin repeat and SOCS box containing 2 (gene ASB2). The annotation marks the transcript as partial. Gene Ontology annotation, biological process: intracellular signal transduction. The record is from RefSeq and is a predicted model, not a curated record. The transcript has 7 exons. NCBI's taxonomy places the organism in Eukaryota, Metazoa, Chordata, Aves, Cariamiformes, Cariamidae. Gene Ontology annotation, molecular function: protein binding. Gene Ontology annotation, cellular component: cytoplasm.